This is a messenger RNA of Balearica regulorum gibbericeps (East African grey crowned-crane), 1389 nucleotides long. The record is from RefSeq and is a predicted model, not a curated record. Lineage: Eukaryota; Metazoa; Chordata; Aves; Gruiformes; Gruidae.
UUCUUCGACCCGGCCCUCAGGAAAUUCAGGACCAACUUCGACUUCAUGAUCCUCAACCUCUCCUUCUGCGACCUCUUCAUCUGCGGGGUGGCCGCCCCCAUGUUCGCCUUCAUCCUCUUCUUCGACUCGGCUCCACGGACCAACUUCGACUUCAUGAUCCUCAACCUCUCCUUCUGCGACCUCUUCAUCUGCGGGGUGGCCGCCCAUGUUCGCCUUCAUCCUCUUCUUCGACUCGGCUCCACGGGCACCCUUCUCCUCACCCUGCUCCUGUGGGCCACCAGCUUCACCUUGGCCACCCUGGCCACCCUGAAAACCCGCGGCUCCCGCCUCUGCCUGCCCAUGUCCAGCUUCGCCAGCAGCGAGGGGAAGAUCAUCCUCUAUCUCUACGUCAUCGAUUUCAUCUGUUGCGUAGCUGUGGUGUCUGUUUCCUACGUCAUGAUCGCCCAGGCCCUGCGGAGGAACGCUCAGGUGAGGAGGUGCCCACCUGUGGUGGCCGUGGAUGCCUCCAGACCGCAGCCCUUCAUGGGGCCUUCGUCCGGGGAGGGCGUGCAGAGUGUCGUGCCUGCCUUGUACAGGAACCAGAGCUACAGCAAGCCGCAGCACGUCCAGACGCACGGCUACGCCAAGCAUCUCGGCCAGCCGCCAGCCACCACCACCAGCCGGCUCCAGCUUGUGUCGGCGGUAGCGGUCAACCUCUCCGCGGCCAAAGACUCCAAGGCGGUGGUGACGUGUGUCGUCAUCGUGCUCUCUGUCUUGGUUUGCUGCCUGCCCCUGGGCAUCUCUUUGGUGCAGGACACGCUGUCCAGCAGCGGUGGCUUUGUUCUCUACCAGUUCGAGCUGUGUGGGUUUACCCUCAUUUUUUUCAAAUCUGGAUUAAAUCCUUUUAUAUAUUCCCGCAACAGUGCUGGACUUCGGAGACGAGUUCUCUGGUGCCUGCAGUACGUAGCCCUUGUCUUUUUCUGCUGCAAACAGAAGACGAGGCUUCGGGCCAUGGGCAAAGGCAGCCUGGAAGUCAACAGGAACAAGUCAUCCCAUCACGAGACCAAUUCAGCGUACGUGUUGUCUCCAAAACCUCAGAAAAAGGUUGCGGACCACGCCUGUGGUCCCAGUCACUCCAAGGAAAGCGUGCUGAGUCCUAAGGCUUCUGUUGGGCAUCAGCCCUAUGCACAGAGCAGCUCAACCCCCAUGAACACCCGAAUCGAGCCCUAUUACAGUAUCUAUAACAGCAGCCCUUCCCAGGAAGUGAGCACCCCAAAUAGCUUACAGCCGGUGAACUCGACUUUUGGAUUUGCCAAAUCCUACAUUGCCAUGCAUUAUCACACCACCAACGACUUGGUGCGAGACUAUGAUAGUGCUUCGACUAAGCAGAUACCCGUACCCUCGGUAUAA